This is a messenger RNA of Melanaphis sacchari, 1917 nucleotides long. RefSeq names its product mitochondrial Rho GTPase (gene Miro). Bases 1 to 1917 code for a protein of 638 amino acids. Lineage: Eukaryota; Metazoa; Arthropoda; Insecta; Hemiptera; Aphididae. Gene Ontology annotation, cellular component: mitochondrial outer membrane. Gene Ontology annotation, biological process: mitochondrion transport along microtubule; small GTPase-mediated signal transduction; mitochondrion organization. The transcript has 13 exons. The record is from RefSeq and is a predicted model, not a curated record. Gene Ontology annotation, molecular function: calcium ion binding; GTP binding; GTPase activity.
AUGUCUUCUGAAAUGGGACCAAAACAAGCCGGGCGAUCGGUACGUAUUUUAUUAGUUGGCGACAGGGAUGUUGGUAAGACGUCUAUCAUAUUAUCUUUGGUCAAUGAAGAAUUUUUGGAAGAAGUGCCUGGAAGAGCUGAAACAAUAACGAUUCCUGCUGAAGUUACCCCUGAAUUGGUGCCUACAGAUAUUAUUGAUUACCAUGAAAAUGAACAAGAUAAUGAAGAAUUAUGUGAACAGAUACGUCACGCAGAUGUGAUUUGCCUGGUAUUUUCAGUGGUAGAUGAUUCUAGCCGACAAAAUAUUAAAGAUAAGUGGAUGCCAUUACUGAGGGACUGCCAACUAAACAGCGAUAUAUUUCACCCUGUUAUAUUGGUUGGAAAUAAAAGUGAUCUCAUUAAUAGUAUUUCAAUGCAUCUUGUUGAAGAUGUUUUAUAUGAAUAUCCAGAAAUUGAAACCUAUGUUCAAUGUUCAGCAAAAAUGUUGAUGAAUAUUAGUGAAAUGUUCUGUUAUGCCCAAACAGCAAUUCUACAUCCCACAGCUCCAUUAUAUUCGGUUGAGGAUAAAAUUCUUACUGAAAAAUGUAAAAGAGCUCUAUGUCGUGUAUUUAAAAUUUGCGACACAGAUAACGAUGGACUGCUUAAUGAUGAAGAAUUAAAUAAUUUCCAGCGUCAUUGUUUUGAUUCCCAUUUGCCUUUACAACAAUUGAAUGGCAUAAAAACUAUUAUCAAUAUGAACUGUGAACGUGGAAUUUCACCAUCAAACUGUGUUACUCUUGAAGGGUUUUUGUUCCUGCAUAUGUUAUUUAUAUUAAAAGGAAAAGCACAAACAACAUGGACUGUAAUUAGAAAAUUUGGAUAUGAUGACAAUUUAAAUUUUUCAUACAGCUACCUUCAUCCUAAUUUAAAAGUAGAUAAAUAUUGUACCAUUGAGUUAUCUCAUAAAGGUGAAUAUUUUUUGUCGCGCUUAUUUGAAAUACAUGACAAAGAUAAAGAUGAUUGUUUAAGCCCUGUUGAGUUGAAAUCAUUAUUUUCCAUGUGUACAGAAGACCCACAACUUUUAAGGAAAUGCAUAUAUAAUACAAAUCAUAAAGGAUGGAUAACAUCACAAGGAUGGCUAUCUUUUUGGUCUUACUGUACUCUAAUUGAAGCCGAUACUACAUUAGCAUAUCUAGCAAUGCUAGGGUAUAACAUGAAGCUAGAAAACCAACUUUCAGGAAUUCAAGUUACUAGGAGUAAGAAAAUUGAUUUACAAAAGAAACAGUCCCAGAGAUCAGUAUAUAUUUGCCAUGUGAUCGGGAGCAAGGGAAGUGGGAAGUCGACAAUAUGUAAACGGCAUGUCAAAACUGCAAAAAUUGAAAAUCACUUGGAAGAUACUGAGGAACCAAGUAUAAUAUCAGUUAAUCGUGUUCAAGUGUACGGCCAAGACAAAUAUUUAGUUCUGAAAGAAAUAAAGCCAAUUAGUGAAAAUCAUUUGACUAAAAAAGACAUUAAAUGUGAUGUAGUGUGUUUAGUAUUUGAUUCUUCGCAGAGUUGUUCGUUUGAAUAUAGUGCACAUGUUUAUUUAAAAUAUUAUCAAAGCAGAAAUAUCCCAGUUUUGAUUGUAGCAAAUGAUAAAGGUAGACCCUUAAUGAAACAAGACUAUAUAUUACAACCAGAUCAAUUUUGCAAACAGAAUAGAUUAUCAGCACCGUACAUGUUCAUAAAUUCAAAUGAAGGAAAAAAAUUAUACUCAAAUUUAGCUACAAUGGCUUCCCUUCCACAUAAAUACAGUCCAAACCAGUCUAGUCUUAUUCCAAGUUUACGAGAAUCAAUUUUAUUCAUUUGGAAAACUGGUAUUGGUGUAGCCAUGAUAGCUUUGUGUGGCGUCUUGGUUGGUAAAUGUCUAGUGAAAUCGAAAAAAGAUCUGCUGAGUUAA